Molecule: messenger RNA, 2160 nt
Organism: Tachysurus fulvidraco (yellow catfish)
Lineage: Eukaryota; Metazoa; Chordata; Actinopteri; Siluriformes; Bagridae
Exons: 9
Coding region: 164-1795 (543 amino acids)
Molecular function (GO): flavin adenine dinucleotide binding; NADP binding; N,N-dimethylaniline monooxygenase activity
Source: RefSeq, a predicted model, not a curated record
CUCUCUCUCUCUCUCUCUCUCUCUCUCUCACUCUCUCUCUCUCUCUCUCUGCUCUCAAUUCGCUAUUGAUUAAGGACAAGAGAGAUAAAGUUCACGCAGUUGCUUAGUGCUAAAGUUUGUUACAUGGACUUCAUUUUAACACAAGCGUUAUAAGGUCUACAGUAUGACUUGCAGUGUUGCUGUGAUUGGAGCAGGAACCUCUGGAUUGACCUGCUUAAAGUGCUGUUUGGAUGAAGGUCUGAAGCCAGUGUGCUUUGAGAGCAGUGAUGAUAUUGGAGGACUGUGGAGGUUUAAGGAGACCCCAGAGGCCGAACGCUCCAGUAUAUACAAGUCCCUCGUCGUAAAUACCUCAAAGGAGAUGAUGUGCUUUAGUGAUUUCCCCAUGCCAGCACACUAUCCAAACUACAUGCACCACUCCAUGCUGUUGAACUAUUUACGGCUGUAUGCCGAGCACUUUGACCUGCUCAAGUACAUUCGUUUCCAGACAACAGUGCUCAGUGUCAGACAGAGACAUGACUUCUCUGCCACAGGUCAGUGGGAGGUGGUAACCAAGAACAGAAACGGACACAAAGAAACACAGGUGUUUGAUGGGGUGUUUGUGUGUUCAGGGCGUUUCACAAACCCUGUUACACCCCUCUCAGCAUUUCCUGGAUUAGAUACGUUUCCUGGAAAGUGCUCUCACAGCUGGGAAUAUAAGGAUCCACAAUCAUUCCAUGGGAAGAGAGUGGUGGUUAUUGGCGCUGGUAACUCUGGUGUGGACAUCGCUGUGGAGAUCAGCAGAGUAGCAGAAAAAACUUUUCUAAGCAUGCGUGAGGGAGUAUGGGUUGUGGGCCGUAUGUCUCGCGGUGGUCUGCCUUUGGACAUGAACGUGGUAACACGACUGAGCACCCUUCUGAUGCAAGUGUUUCCUCAAGCUUUGCUUAACUGGGCACUGGAGAGAUUUUACAAUCAGAAAUAUAACCACAGGCUGUAUGGACUGCAGCCCAGCCACAGGAUACUCGGGCAACAUCCCGUCAUUAACGAUGACCUACCAGUACGCAUCCUUCAGGGGGCACUGCAGGUCAAACCAAACGUGCGAGAGAUCAGAGGCUCGACCGUUGUGUUUGAUAACGAGGCAGUUGAAGAAGGGAUAGAUGCACUUGUCUUUUGUACAGGAUACAAGGAAAGCUUCCCAUUUUUACUGCCAAAGUACAGCAACCCUGUAGGGAAAGGGAAAGUGGGCCUCUACAAAAAAGUCUUUCCUCUGUCCCUCGAGCACCCCACACUGGCCUUUAUAGGAUUAAUCAGUGCAACAGGACCACUAAUGCCUCUAAUGGAAAUGCAGGCACGAUGGGCCACUCGAGUCUUUGCAGGUUUAAAACCACUUCCUUCUGUAUCGGUAAUGCACAAGAUCACAGAGAAAGACCAAAAGGCAAACAUGAAAAGAUACUCUUGUCCAAUUAAAGCUGCUGUUGAGGUGGACUAUAUCCCUUACAUGGAUUCUAUUGCACAGGAAGUCGGUGUGCAUCCCAACCUCUUGUGGUUGUUCCUGACCGAUCCUGGUUUGGGUUUUAGGGUUUUGUUCGGUCCUUGUACCCCGUACCAGUUUCGGCUGAGUGGGCCGGGUCGGUGGGACGGGGCUCGUCAGGCCAUCCUCACCCAGUGGGAGCGUGUAGCCCAGCCUUUCAAGACACGCCCCAUUCCAGAGACCAAAACAUCUACACUACGCUACUCGCUGGGUCUGGCAGGAGGGUUGAUGCUAAUUUUCGCUCUUAUUGAAAUGCAAAAAAGAAAUAAGCUUUUCUACAGUAUAUGAUUACAUCGAGUAUGGUCUUCUUAGUUUGUUGUCACUUGAAAUGGUAUUUCUGCACAAUUAAAAAUCAUGUGAAUGAUUUAGAAAGCUGUAUUUAUAGCACGUGCCUAUUGGUGAACUGCAGGUUUUUAGUCUUCCCAAAUGUUUGAUUGGGGAUUGGGGUUUGGCUGAUCAUUUUAAAACAUUCAGAUGUUGUAGCUGUGCUGACGUUGGUACUUCACCAAAAUAAGAGGAUGGCCUGGACUGAUAUAAUGUACAUAACCACAGAUGGACUACAGCAAUCGAAGAAAAGGAUCUACAGUAUUAACAGAUCUUAUUUAAAAUGGCCAGUGAGUGUAGAAUCAAGGUAUGUAGCUACCACUUAUGUG